UGUUUCUGAUGAAAAUCCGGUCCAUGUGCAGGGCUUUGUCGAUGCCAAGGCCUUGGAGGAAGCGCUUACAAAAAAUAGUUCGUACAAAGGGGCGUUCGGCAUAGAGUUUCCCGACGAGUGGUCUGAUAUAUCCGAAUUGCCGCAUAGAUUCCGGUUUGCUCUGCGGUUUCCCGUCACCAAAGAAGACCAUUUUAAUAUAAAUCUCCUGAUAAUGCAGUACGAGGAAGUAAAAUAUUACCGCAGAAGUGGGUUUCUUUAUCUUCAGACGGAACUCAGCUUACAGUACCUGCAGAAAAAGAAUUCGACCCAAGCUGUUAUUCGACCAAAACUGGAGUCACUAUAUGAUAGGGAUUAUCAUAUGCCAUUUUCCAAAUAUUUUGGUGUACUUUUAAUGUGUGCCUUUUUUUGCCCGUUCAUAAUGGAUGUUAAGAGCAUUGUCGAGGAAAAGGAGCUUCAGCUGAAGGAUAUGCUGAACAUCUCCGACGUAAGCAACUCUCUCCAAUGGCUGGCCUGGUAUGUCAAGUCCAUGAUAGUUCUAUUCAUAAUAUCGCUAGCAAUUACUAUAUUUUGGACGAUGAUCGGUAUACCCGGUGAGGAGGGGUCGCCAUUUGCCGACAUGCCCGUUCUCCCAUAUACCGACUCGUCUGUCUUUCUGUUAUAUCUGCUUGUGUGCAGUCACUCUUUCAUAUGUUUCGGCUUCCUGGUCAGCUGCUGCUGCGCUCGCAGCAAUUGGUGUGGCCUCAUUGCCAUACUUCUGUUCAUAGCCAGUAGUGGGCCCAAUUUUGUCACGAGCAGAGACAGUACUGGAACACUGUUGAACAUCCUGUGCAGCAUUUUCGUCGUGUCAGCCAUGAACAUGGUCAUGGAUCGAAUUGCCGCAUGGGAACAAGCGGGUUUUGGCCUGCAGUGGAGCAAUCUCUUUCAGACGUCAUGGGCCCGAGACAGCAUAAGCGUUGGUGCGAUACUGUUUCUCAUGAUACUGUUUAGCCUGAUCUCGAUCCUCAUCUGCCUGUACAUGGAGCGGGUGAGGCCAGGGGAGUUUGGCAUGCCACAGCCAUGGAAUUUCCCGUGCACCAAGCGCUUCUGGUGUCCGACCAAGAACAUACGACGAGUAGUAUCAUUAUCCCCGCCCGGGUGGUUCCCUGUCCAACCCACCGAUGAGGAGCGACGUUCUGCGGAUAAGUCUCCAGAGCGUAAGACCUCCAAGUUCGUGGAUGCCAGCGCCAAAGGCAAAACCCCUGGUGUACAAAUAAAAAAUCUCAGCAAAAGCUUUGGCGAACGACAGGUGGUCGCUGGCCUCACAUUCGAUUUGUUUGAGAACGAGAUCACGGUGCUCCUGGGACACAAUGGAGCUGGCAAGACCACGACCAUACAAAUGUUGACGGGCACCAUUCAACCCAGCUCCGGCACGGCGAUCAUCAAUGGCUACGACAUACAAACCGAACACCUCCAGGCCCGUCGAUCCUUGGGCAUUUGUCCGCAGAGAAGCGUCUUCUUUGCUGGUUUGAGUGUGGCCAGUCACCUUCGAUUCUACAGCCGGCUCAGGGGUCUCAAGGGGGCAGCGGUCAAACAGGAGGUGGAAAAGUACUUGCAGAAGCUAAGCCUUAAGGAAAAGGCCAACACCGCGGCUCGGCGUCUCUCUGGGGGGACACAGCGUCGGCUUGCGUUGGCCUGUGCCCUGUGCGGCAACGUCAAGGUUCUGUUCUGCGACGAGCCCAGCUCGGGUCUGGAUCCCAACUUGCGGCUGGAACUUUGGAAGCUGCUGCUGGAUGAGAAGCAGGGACGCACUGUUCUGCUCACCACCCACCAAAUGGACGAGGGCGAGGUAUUGGCCGACCGCAUUGCCAUCAUAAGCGAUGGCCGGCUCCGUUGCCUGGGCACAUUGGCGUUCCUCAAGAAACAGAACGAGACCAGCUAUCUGCUCAGCUGCGAGAAGGGACCCAACUGCAAUGUGUCCAGGUUGACCCAACUGAUAGCCGCCCACGUGCCCAACACGCGGCCUCAUAGCAACAUUGGAUCAGACGUGUCCUAUCGACUGCCGCACCGCUUUUUGGGAUCUUUUGGGUCACUCUUCAACGACUUGGAGCAACAGAAGGAGCAGCUGGAUGUUGUGGGAUUCGGUCUUAGCUCCACCAGUCUUUCAGAAAUAUUUAUGUCGCACGGCGCGGAAGAUCUUGGGGCUCGCACUAGCGGCGGCCAGGGCCAAGAGCAGAGCCGUCAUCCGAACCGUUUCCUGCGCUACCUGGGCCAGUGGGAGGCCAUGCUGCUGAAGAAGCUGCUCUACACAUAUGAUAAGAAAUGGAUGUUUCUGGUUAUGCUGCUGCUGCCCAUAGUUCUCUUCGUUGUAGUUCUUAUUCGUAGGCCAUCGGCGAGCGCACUUCUGACCAGACUUCCUCUUACUCUGGCCGAUUAUAAUGGUGAGGAGGUCAAAGUAAUAUUGCAAUCAACAUCGGACACUCGCCCUGUGCGGGAUAUAGCCAAUGCCUACCAAGAGUUGGCCCAGCAGCACUGCACCGUCGAAAGAAUUAGCCAGAAUGUAAUAGACUACAUCGGCCCACAGGUGCAAGGAACGCCCGCGAGAAUAUACGAAAUGAAGCAACGUCUUAUAGCGGCAGCCACCUUCGACCAAGAAACGAUUGUCUGGUGUAGACAGCGUCUGUUCCCGCAUAGUGCUCCUGUGUCGCUCAACCUCGCGUUCAACGCCAUGGCGAAAGCGAUGGUGGGUUCCGAGGCGAGCAUAGAGGUAACCAAUGCCCCCUACGAAGGCUUGAGUCAAGUUGAGCAGCAUUUAGAGAUGAUUGUGAGCGCCAGCAUUUAUGUUUUGCUAUAUCUGUCCAUUGUCCUGGCGAUAUUCUCCAUCUCAGUGGCGCAAGAGAGGGUAACGCAGAUACGGAUGCAGCAGCAGGUGUCUGGCGUGAGCUUGGCCACCUACUGGCUGACCCACUUUAUCAUCGACUUGUCCCUCUACUUUGCGUUUGCGCUGACACUGAUUCUGGCGGUGCACGAGUUGUGCCAUCCCGGGGAGAUGCUGUCGAUACUCAUGAUCAUCGGAGUGGCGGGUCUGCCCUUUACCUAUAUUAUGGCAAGCCUUUUCAGAGAUGCUGGCACAGCCGUUAUCAUAAUUGCAAACAUCAACAUUAUAUUCGGUAUUAUUCGGUAUUAG
Drosophila obscura is the source of this 3163-nucleotide messenger RNA. Its product is annotated as phospholipid-transporting ATPase ABCA3-like. Bases 212 to 3163 code for a protein of 983 amino acids. The transcript is spliced from 3 exons. Gene Ontology annotation, molecular function: ABC-type transporter activity; ATP hydrolysis activity; lipid carrier activity. Gene Ontology annotation, cellular component: membrane; intracellular membrane-bounded organelle. Gene Ontology annotation, biological process: lipid transport; transmembrane transport. NCBI's taxonomy places the organism in Eukaryota, Metazoa, Arthropoda, Insecta, Diptera, Drosophilidae. The record is from RefSeq and is a predicted model, not a curated record.